Messenger RNA from Melanotaenia boesemani (Boeseman's rainbowfish), 2664 nucleotides. It is a transcript of the gene adck1, whose product is annotated as aarF domain containing kinase 1. Gene Ontology annotation, cellular component: mitochondrial inner membrane. Bases 381 to 1937 code for a protein of 518 amino acids. The transcript is spliced from 11 exons. The record is from RefSeq and is a predicted model, not a curated record. Gene Ontology annotation, biological process: lipid homeostasis; mitochondrion organization. NCBI's taxonomy places the organism in Eukaryota, Metazoa, Chordata, Actinopteri, Atheriniformes, Melanotaeniidae.
ACAGACGCGGCGCGUGCAGUGUGAGGUGAGGCGGCAGUGGUUGUGUUUCAGGUGAAGGCGUGUUUGUGUCACACCUGUCACCCUCCGCGUGGGUCUGAAAGGCUGCUCUCCGCGGCGUGUCCGCUCACACACUCAUGUUACAAAAGUGGUUGCAUAAUACAGGUAUAAGAAGUGUUUAUGUCACCGCCGCCAUACAUACACUGCGCGCGCCUGUAGUCUUCCUAUAGCACACAGUUUGUCACCUGGGGUCAGGUCACACGCGAACGAGCCGUCCUCGUGUCCUGCUUCCAGUCCGGCAGGUAAACAGGAGAGAGACGGGACAGCUGUCCUCAGGUGUGUCAUUCCCAGAACAACGUACCUCUGGUCGCGCGGGCCCUCUGAUGGCGGCCCGGCUCCUGAAGGUGUCCUCUCUGGCCACAGCCGUGCUCGCCUCCUCUGGGUUUUACCUGCACAGCAGACAGCUGGACCUCAAUGACCUGAGCGUGGUCCGCUUCGGACGGGCUGCCGCCGUGACGGCCGUCAUCAGCUACGACUAUCUGACAGCUUUCAAGCAUGUGGACUACGGCACCGAGGAGUACUGGGCCCUCAAGUCCAAGGUCCACCUGCGAUCAGCUGAGCGGCUCCGGGACCUGUGCUGCGCCAACCGGGGGACUUUCAUCAAGGUGGGGCAGCACCUCGGAGCUCUGGACUACCUGCUGCCUGAGGAGUACACCUCCACCCUGAAGGUGCUCCACAGCCGAGCUCCUCAGAGCAGCAUGGAGGAGAUCCAGCAGGUCAUCAGAGAAGAUCUGGGAAAGGAGCUGUCAGAGUUAUUUGUCUCCUUCGAGACAACGCCUCAGGGUGCGGCCUCCUUAGCUCAGGUCCACAAAGCAGUGCUGCAUGAUGGGAGGACUGUAGCUGUCAAGGUCCAGCACCCCAAAGUCCAGAGGCAAAGCUCCAAGGACAUCAUGGUGAUUGAGGUUCUGUUGAAGGCGGUCCACUGGCUCUUCCCAGACUUCGCCUUCAUGUGGUUGGUGGAGGAGGCCAAGAAGAACAUGCCUCUGGAGCUGGACUUCCUGAAUGAGGGACAGAACGCUGAGAGAGUGGCCGACAUGUUGUCCCAUUUCCCCUUCCUGAAGGUUCCCGCGAUCCACUGGGAUCUUUCCACAAAGCGGAUCCUGACCAUGGAGUUUGCAGAGGGAGGCCAGGUCAACGACAGAGGCUACAUGGAGAAGCACAACAUCAACGUGAACGAGAUUUCGGAGAACUUGGGGAAAAUGUACAGCGAAAUGAUCUUCGUCCACGGCUUCGUCCACUGCGACCCACACCCAGGAAACGUCUUGGUCCGCAAGUGUCCUCGCAGCCAGAAGACGGAGAUCGUCCUGCUGGAUCACGGCCUGUAUCAGGUCCUACAGCCAGACUUCCGGAUGGACUACUGCCGUCUGUGGAUGUCUCUGAUCAGAGGGGACAUGUCGGGUCUGGAGCGCUACAGCCGCAGACUGGGAGCUGGAGACCUGUACCCCCUCUUCGCCUGCGUGCUGACUGCUCGGUCCUGGACCUCCGUGAACGCUGGCAUCGGUUCUGUUCCCGUCACACAUGCUGAGGAUGUGGAGAUUCGGACCAACGCAGCGCUGUACCUGCCUCAGAUCAGCGAGCUGUUGAACAGAGUUCCUCGACAGAUGCUGCUGCUGCUGAAGACCAACGAUCUGCUGAGGGGCAUCGAGACCACUUUACAAACCAGAGCCUCGUCCUCGUCCUUCAUCAACAUGUCCCGCUGCUGCAUACGAGCCAUAGCCAGACACAAGAGGAGCAAGGCCCGGUCCAGGAGGAGGCGUCUGCAGAUCUCCCUGGCUGAGUCUCUGAGUCUGUGGAGACUUUCCAUGUAUGAAUUCUUCUUGUGGCUCAGAGGCUCCACGGUGGUGAGCUGGCUCAAGACUCUGCUGGUGUUCCUGCACUGACAUCUGAAUCAGACCAAAACCACAGUCGGUCCAGAGCUUUUCAUACAGAACACAACAAAGCCUGCUCUCCAGGACCAGUCCAGGACCAGUCCAGGAUCAAGUCUUCUUCACAUGAAAACCGCUGUAGAUGAGACGGAUGAUGGAGACCCAGCUUCUCUUUAUUUAUAACUUUUAUUAUGUCCUCAGGUUGAUUUUGAACAGUGGAAUUGGAUCUUGAACACUGAGGGAGCCGAGCCGGACCGCCUGGAAUCGGAUCACCGGUUCAUUCCUGCUCCUCAACAACUGACCUCGUAUGGCGUUUCCAUGGUAGCAGUUUACUGUUGAUCCUGUCAGAUCUGCAUCCUGGAGCUUCUUGCCGGUGUCGGGCGGAUGGUGAUGAUUCGGUCAGAUGAGGGAUGACGUGACUGAGUCAGCAGUUCUUGUACCAGCCGGAUCCAAACCGCGGACCGAACCGGUGUUCUGCUGUUUUAACUCGUUAUUCUGUUUUAUGUCUUGAAUGUUUGUUGAGCUGCCGGCACGUUGGAGUCCAUUCACGCCAGCGGCUGGAUGAACCGAACAAGGUGAAUUAAAGGAACACACAUGUCCUCUUGUUCAGGAUUUGCUGUGAUUUCUUCCCAACGUGUCUGGAGUUGGAUUUUAUAAAAAUGCUUCAAUAAUCAGGUUAACCAGGUCCUUUAAUAUCAUAUCAGCCAAAAAGUCUUUUUCAUCAUGUUUAGAGAGAAAUAAA